Strongylus vulgaris is the source of this 636-nucleotide messenger RNA. The record is from the annotation of a GenBank genome assembly. NCBI's taxonomy places the organism in Eukaryota, Metazoa, Nematoda, Chromadorea, Rhabditida, Strongylidae.
AUGUCCUGCUCACUUGGUAUUGAUCUGGGCACCACUUCAAUUAAGGUCUGCGUUAUGCAGGGAGACAAAAUUUUGACGGAAGGUCAUGUUCAUCACAAAGCAAACAUCUCUGACCGUGGUGUGGGAAUACAAGAUGCUCGUAAAAUCAUCACGGAAGCUGAGAAGUUGUUAAAGGAUGUUAUCAAACGUGUAAAAACUGAAUUUGGCCAAAACAUCAGUCGAAUAGGGAUAGCCGGACAGCAACAUGGUUUGGUCCUAUGGAAUGCGGAUGCACUACGACGCGGUGUUCUGGACUGUUCCGAGUUGUAUAACUGGAUGUACCCUGGUGAUCCUUCCGCGCCUGUUAAGCUACCCAAAUCCAAAAGUAAUCGUGUUUUCCCCGGAUAUGGUAUGCGAACGCUUUGCGAACUCGCUUCCUACUCCACAUUUGACCCUGAAAAGCAUUGGGAUCGUUGUGGUAACAUUAUGGAUUACUUCGCCUAUCCACAAGUAAUUGUGUUUUCCCCGGAUAUGGUAUGCGAACGCUUUGCGAACUCGCUUCCCACUCCACAUUUGACUCUGAAAAGCAUUGGGAUCGUUGUGGUAACAUUAUGGAUUACUUCGCCUGUUACAUUACUGGAAGCGAUGAAGUUUUAA